Metopolophium dirhodum (rose-grain aphid) is the source of this 3277-nucleotide messenger RNA. RefSeq names its product SET and MYND domain-containing protein 4-like. Bases 358 to 2574 code for a protein of 738 amino acids. Lineage: Eukaryota; Metazoa; Arthropoda; Insecta; Hemiptera; Aphididae. Gene Ontology annotation, molecular function: protein binding. The record is from RefSeq and is a predicted model, not a curated record. The transcript is spliced from 13 exons.
CUUUGUAUUAUAGUUAAAAAAUUUGCCGUGAAUUUAAUAUUGCUUGGUGCUUACUGCUUAUUAACAUUUAACAUUAAUUUUUCGAUAUAAAAACAACUAUAGCUAUUUUCGACAUCGUGAUGAAUGAUAUUAACGAGACCACUCAACUAUAUACUUCAUACUUAUUUUGUUAUUACUUACGGUAGGAUUGUUGGAGACGCGAAUAUCUGAUUCGUCAUAUUUGUAUUCUACGAUCUGAGUUGUGAACUCUUAACAAAACUUGUACAGUUGAACACUAUUGCAAUAGACGUGUACUUACCUACAUAAGUUUAUACUAAAUUUUUAUUUUGGAUUAAUAACUAUAUAGGUAUUUAAACUAUGUCUGUAAACACGUUUAUUCGAUGGGAUUAUGUAAUGGACAUUUUAACCCAUUACGGUGUGACUAAAAGUUUUAUGGAAGCAUUUAAACACACUCCCAAUAAUGAAAAAGUUAAACUCUGUAUGCAAAAUGAAUUCAUCAGGAGCUUUUUGGAAAAAUGGUUGGAUGAACCCAAGUUUAAUGACAGUCUAAAAAACUCGACCAAAUCUAAAGAGACUCGGCUGGCGGCUAAUGAAGAGUUCAAAAUGAAUCGCCUGGAGUUGUGCUGUAAGCUAUACACUAAAGCGGCUCAGUUUGCACCGUAUAAAAGUAUAGAAUUAACAUUAGCGUUUUCUAACCGUUCAGCUGUAUACCUGAGGUUAAACAAAUAUCAAGAGUGUUUAAAAGAUAUUGAAGCCAGUCUAAAUAUAUUGGAAAAUGUAGAAAUUAAUGAACAAGACUUUCCUAAAGGACAAUUAAUUGUGAAAUUGUUAAAACGUAAAAUUGAAUGUUUAAUGGCUUUGAAACAAUUUAAAACAGCUAAAACUAUCUGGAAAGAUAUAUUAGAACUAUCAAAGAAUGUUUAUAAAAUACCCUUAGGAGAUCAAUUUAUCAAAAAAUGCAAAGUUUUGUCUGAUUGUGAUAAUUCUAAUUCUAAUGACGAAGAUAUUGUUAAAAAUGCUGACGAAACGCUUACGGAAGAUCUAAUAAAAAAAAAACUGGAUACAAAUAAAAUAACUCUUCCAUUUAGGUCUCCCAAAAUUGAGUUAUGUUAUUCCAAAGCUAAAGGAAGAUAUUUUGUUGCUUCGACAAAAAUAGAAUAUGGAGAACUUUUAAUAUUUGAAAAUCCAUUUGCAUUUGUGCUACUUCCAGAAUAUUACAAUUCAUUUUGUUACAACUGUUGUGUACCACUAAAAUAUUAUUCUGUACCAUGUGAUAAUUGUUGCACUAUUUUGUUUUGUGGUGAUAAGUGUCUUCAAGAAGCAAUGAAUUCAUAUCAUCGCUGGGAAUGUAAACAAGGAACAUCAAUUUUCAAAUGUAUUGGCAUUGCCCAUCUUGCAUUACGUUUGACAAUAGAAACUUCUCAAGCAAACAGCAAUAAUGAUCAAAUUUAUAAUCUAUUAACACAUAUUAAUGAUUUAAAAUCAUUAGAAUUAUACCAAUACAGUCUGACUGCCACUCUUUUGCUUAUAUACUUGCAAAAGAAAACCGAUUUCUUUGAAAAACAUCCAAAUCUUGUGCUUGAUUCAGUGGGAAAUGAAUUACUACACCAUAUGACAAGACUAGUAUGUAAUGGAAAUGCUAUUUCCACUCAUAUGUUGUCAGAUUAUGACUCUGGAUCUCGUACUUCAAUUAUUGACGAAUCUCAACCACGUAUUGGAACAGCUAUUUUUCCUACUUCAAGUUUAUUAAAUCAUUCAUGCGACCCAAAUAUAUUUUCAAGUAAUAUACUGAAGUAUGUCGUCAUUAAAGCUUCCCGAGAUAUAAGCGAAGGAGAAGAAAUUACUAAUUGCUAUGGGCCUAACUUUCUACGGAUGCGAUUAGUCGAAAGACAGGCUUCAUUGAAAAAUCAAUAUCAUUUUGACUGUGAAUGUUCUAUGUGCUUGGAUCCUCAAACAGAUGAUUUAUUUUUUAAAACAUUCGAGGGACUUGCAUGUUUCCAAUGUGGCUAUGGAAUUACAGCAACUUUGUCAGAUUUAGAUGUUAAUGAAACAGUGUAUUGCGGUUCAUGCCGUGUACGAUUUAGAACAUUAGAUUAUGCGAGAAAAUUACUUAAAGCCGACAAAACUUAUAAUAAAGGAAUCAAACAACUCGAGGCAAGUAAUGUUUUACACGCAAUACAUAUUAUUUCUGAGAGCUUAAGACUUUAUAGAGACAUUUUGAACCAAAAUAACUCAUAUAUUGCAAAAUGUGAAGAUAGUAUAGCAAAAUGUUAUGCUUUAGCUGGAGAUUUCGAGAAUUGUUGUGUAUAUUUGGAUAGAAGUUCUAAAGCAAUAGAAAAUCGUUUUGGUAAAAAUAGUUUAGAAGUCGCUUAUGAAUUGGAUAAAAUAACAGAUAUAAUGGUCAAAAGCCUAGACAUGAGAAAUGAUCGGAAUUUAAUUCAUAAAGCAUUAACACUUGUUCGGAGAUCAAUGGAAAUAUUUGAUACCAAGUUGUCUGCAUGGGAUAUUCCGUAUAGUGGUAUAGAAAUUAUUAAACAUAAAGAAAAUAUAUUGUUACAAUUCUUGGAAGAUUAACUGUUUUGUGUUUAUAUUAUGAAAAAUACCUAUGCCAUUAUGUCAACCUCACUAUGCAUUGCUCUACUCGUUAAGGCUCUGAUAUUAUGCAAUGCCUAUUUGAAUAAAAACAAUCUGUGCAUGAUACACACAUUUUCACAGUAAAUCAACAAACUAUUUACAUCAUAACACGAAUCAAGUGAUAUGACAAGUAACCCAUUUGUAUACCUCACUUAAUAUUAUAUAUAUUUUUUUUAAUGUUUAAAAUAAGUUUCGGUUCCAGUUUCUUAUAAUAUUAUGUCUGCGGGGAGUUUUGUCAGGAAUAAAGUAAAAAGACAUUUGCAUAUUCAUAUGUCCCAUAUAUGAUGAUUAAUUGUUGCAAUUGACGAUAUCAAUUUUCUAAGCAUCAGUUUAAUGUAAAUGUUAUUUGCAUUAAUUAUUUUAUUUAUUUAUCGUUAACAUUGUUCUGUAUAAAAUACUACUUUUUUUUUCUUUUAAGAAUAUUUUUUGUAAUCUUAAAUUUAAGUUUUUAGAUUUAUUUGAUUUGUAGUAUUGAAUUUUAACAUUCAUUUAUAUUUAUAUUUAGUAGUAAGGAGUAAUCAUAGCUCCCUAAUACCAACACAAGUCUGCAUAAGCUUACCUAGGUUAAUCAAUUCUGUAACUAUUUGUUAAUUUUAAUCUGUAAUAUAUGAUUUGUUUUGAUUUCAAAUAAUAAAAUACAAUU